AUGGCUGAUAUACGGGCAGCGUUUGCCAAACAGCAAAAUGGAGCACCGGCUACAUCGAGUCCCAAAAUCGGUGGUAAAUCUAUUGAAAAGAUUUACCAGAAAAAAUCCCAACUAGAACAUAUCCUGCUCCGGCCGGACACGUACAUCGGUUCGGUCGAGAUGGUGAAGGAGCCGAUGUGGGUGUUCGACAUGGAGGCCAAGAAAAUGAUCCAACGCGAGAUUACGUACGUGCCGGGAUUGUACAAGAUCUUUGACGAAAUCCUGGUGAACGCUGCUGACAACAAACAGCGCGAUCCGAAGAUGAGCACCAUCAAGGUGGAGAUCAAUCAGGAAACGAACACGAUCUCGAUCUGGAACGAUGGCCACGGUAUCCCGGUGGUGAUGCAUAAGGAAGAGAAGAUGUUCGUACCGACGAUGAUCUUCGGUCAUCUGCUAACGUCCUCGAAUUACAACGAUGAGGAAGAGAAGGUUACCGGCGGACGUAAUGGAUACGGUGCGAAGCUGUGCAACAUUUUCAGCACCAAGUUUACGGUCGAGACGGCUUCGAAGCAGUACAAGAAGUGCUUCAAACAGAGCUGGGGCGAUAACAUGUCGAAAGCGACCGAACCGAAAAUUAAGGAAGACUUCUACGGUGAUGACUACACGAAGAUUACCUUCUCGCCCGAUCUGACCAAAUUCAAGAUGGAAAAGCUUGACGAUGAUAUCGUCGGUUUGUUGUCGCGCCGUGCCUACGAUGUGGCUGCGUCGACACGAGGCGUGACUGUUUUUCUGAACGGUCAGCGUGUUCCCGUUAAAUCGUUUAAGGACUACGUCGAUCUGUUCCUGAAGGAAGCGACAGACGAAGUGGGUGCGCAGUUGAAGGCUUGCUACGAAACCGUUAACGAACGCUGGGAGGUAGCGGUAGCGAUUUCGGAACGAGGCUUCCAACAGGUAUCGUUCGUUAAUUCGAUUGCCACGACAAAGGGCGGCCGACACGUGGACUAUGUAGCGGACAUGAUCGUGAAGCAGCUGACGGAGGUGCUGAAGAAAAAGAACAAGGGCGGCGUAACGAUCAAACCAUUCCAGGUGAAGAAUCACAUGUGGGUGUUUAUCAAUUGCUUGAUCGUAAAUCCCACGUUCGACUCGCAGACCAAAGAAAACAUGACACUGCAGUCGAAGAGCUUCGGAUCGAAGUGUGCUCUGUCGGAGAAGUUUAUAAACGCGGUAUCGAAGAGUGGAAUCGUAGAGUCAGUGCUUCAAUGGGCCAAGUUUAAGGCACAGACCGAUCUGGCUAAAACAUCCGGUUCGAAAAAGUCGAAGAUCAAGGGUAUUCCGAAGCUGGAAGACGCUAACGAUGCUGGCUCGCGCAAUUCGCUCAACUGUACGCUCAUUCUCACCGAGGGAGAUUCCGCCAAAACUUUGGCCGUGUCCGGUUUGGGGGUCGUAGGUCGCGAUACUUACGGCGUGUUUCCGCUGCGUGGUAAGCUGCUGAAUGUGCGAGAAGCCACGCACAAACAGAUUUUAGAGAAUGCCGAAAUUAAUAAUCUCAUCAAGAUUCUGGGUCUGCAGUAUAAGAAGAAAUAUCUUACGAUGGACGAUCUGAAGACGCUACGGUACGGCAAGGUGAUGAUUAUGACAGAUCAGGACCAGGACGGAUCUCACAUUAAAGGUUUGUUGAUCAAUUUCAUACAUACCAACUGGCCGGAGCUGCUACGUUUACCGUUCCUCGAGGAGUUUAUUACGCCGAUCGUGAAGGCAACGAAGAAGAAUGGCGAAGAGUUGUCCUUCUUCUCGCUGCCCGAGUUCGAAGAGUGGAAAGCGGAGACGGCCAACUCGCACACGUACAACAUCAAGUACUACAAGGGUUUGGGUACGUCUACCUCGAAGGAGGCGAAGGAAUAUUUCCAAAAUAUGGAGCGGCAUCGAGUUCUGUUCCGCUACGAAGAUACUGGAGACGAUGAUGCGAUCCUGUUGGCAUUCUCCAGGAAGGCGAUCGAGCAACGUAAAGAUUGGCUGACGGCCCACAUGGAGGAGUGCCGCCAUCGAAAGCAGGUCGGUUUGCAGGAGCGUUAUUUGUACACCAAAACGACGAAACAUGUCAGCUACAAGGACUUUGUCAAUCUCGAGCUGGUGUUGUUCUCCAACUCGGACAACGUUCGUUCGAUUCCGUGCAUGCUGGACGGUUUAAAGCCGGGUCAACGUAAGGUAUUGUUCACCUGCUUCAAGCGUGACGACAAACGUGAAGUAAAGGUGGCUCAGUUGGCUGGUUCGGUUGCGGAGAAGUCCGCCUACCAUCAUGGUGAGCAGUCGCUUUGUUCGACGAUCGUCAAUUUGGCGCAGAACUACGUAGGAAGUAAUAACAUCAAUCUGCUCUACCCUGGCGGUCAGUUUGGUACGCGUUUGACGGGUGGAAAGGAUAGCGCUAGCCCCCGUUACAUUUUCACUAUGCUUUCCGCACUGACGCGUUCCAUUUUCCAUCCCCUCGAUGAUCCGUUGCUGGAGUACCAGAUGGACGAUAAUCAGCGCAUCGAACCGGUAUGGUAUCUGCCGAUUAUUCCGAUGCUGCUGAUCAACGGUGCGGACGGUAUCGGUACCGGAUGGGCAACGAAAAUUCCCAACCAUAAUCCGCGUGACGUCAUUGCUAACAUUCGUCGAAUGUUGAACGGACAGGAGCCGAAAGUGUUGACACCUUGGUAUAAAAAUUUCCGAGGUGUUAUCGAAUCGGUCGGUGUUCAGAAGUACAUCACGGCCGGCAAUGUUGGGCUGCUGGAUAAUCAGAGGAUUGAAAUUUCCGAACUGCCCAUUGGUACAUGGACGCAGACGUACAAGGAGAACGUGCUGGAACCGCUGCUGCACGGUACCGACAAGCAGAAGGCAAUCAUUUCGGAUUACAAGGAGUACAACACGGACACUACGGUGCGGUUUAUCAUCUCUUUCCAGUCCGGAGAGUACGCAAAGCUGUACGCGGAGGAAGGUGGUUUCCAUCGGGUGUUCAAACUGACCAGUUCCAUCUCGACGGCAUCGAUGAACGCGUUCGACGAUAAAAACUAUCUCAAACGGUACGCUCACGCGAAUGACAUCUUCAUGGAGUUCUAUUCAAUCCGGCUGGAAUACUAUGGAAAGCGCAGAUCGUAUCUGCUCGGUAUGCUGCAGGCCGAGGCGGACAGUCUCUCGGAUAAGGCACGGUUCAUCAUGGAGAAGUGUAGCGGUACGAUGGUGGUAGAGAACAAAAAACGCAAAGCGUUGAUCGAUGAACUGAUCAAGCGUGGCUACCGGCCGGAUCCGAUCCAGGAGUGGAAGCGUCGCGUACAGACGAGCGAUGAAGAUCAGGAAGAGGAAGCCGAAGGGGACGAGGAGGAAGAGCAUGAAGACGUGAAGCCGGGCAAAUCGUCUGCCAAGGGUGCGAAGGCCCCGGCCGAUCCGGAGAAAGCGUUCCAGAAGCUUACCGAUGUGAAGAAAUUCAAUUAUCUGCUCGGCAUGUCCAUGUGGAUGCUGACGGACGAACGGAAAAAUGAAAUUCUCAAGCAGCGCGAUCAGAAGCUGGCCGAACUGAAAGCGCUCGAGGCGAAAACACCCGAGGUACUGUGGAUUGACGAUCUGGAUGUGCUUUCCCGCAAGAUGGACGAGGUCGAGGAGAAGGAACGUCUCGAUGCAAUCAGCACGGAAAAGAAGUUGAAGAAUACGGCAGGCAAGGGUGGCCCGUCUGCGGGACGUACAAAGACCGGUAGCCGGAAAAGUGCCAUCGACGACACGAAACCGAGCAUUGAGGCGGAAGAGGUGAAGUUCCGCAUAUCAGAGGAUAUGAUCAAAAAGUUCGAGAAGGCGGCCGCCGGCAAGGUGAAGAAGGAGAAAAAGGAACCGGGCGAAAACGGAGAUGAAGGCGAGGGUGAGAUCGAUGAGUUUGAUGCACUGGUGGAAGGUGGUGGUGGCGGUGGUGGUGAGAAGCCAAUGCCGAAACCGCGCGUCAAGAAGGAACCGAAAGAACCGAAGGAACCCAAAGCACCUAAAGCGCCCCGGGUAAAGAAGGAGAAGAGUUCCCCGGGACCAAAGGGUCCGGCAAAGCGUGGACGGAAAAAGGUUACAUCGUCGGAUGAAGAUGGUGCGUUCAAAUCGGACAUGAGUGACGAUGACUUCGCUUCAUCGGUAAAAGUUCCGACGCGCGAGAAAUCCGGACGUCGUGCAGCAGCAGCUAAGGUCAACUACUCUAUAAUGAACGACGGUGAGGAAGUGGAUGAUGACGAUUUCAAUUGUUCGGAUGACGAGAUGUUCGACAAUAUUCAGGAAGGACGGUCGAAAACCGCUGCCGGCGUCGACAGUGAUGUGGAGGUGCAGGAUCCAGUUGGUUCCCGAGUGAUCAAUCUCGAUGAUAGCGAGUCGUCGCCGAUAAAGAAACCAGGACCAGUGAAAAAGCGUGUCCUCGGGCCGAAAGUGGCCGACACAGCAAAGCCCGCAGCGGGUGCUAAGCGUGCCCGAAAGGUCGGUGGUGACAGCAGCAGCGAGACGGACAAAAUUACAAAGAAACCGAAAAAGAGGGUCGUGGACAGCUCGGAGGACGAAGAUUUGCCUCCGAUGGAUGACGACGAUGACUCGGACUUCUAG
This is a messenger RNA of Anopheles marshallii, 4578 nucleotides long. It is a transcript of the gene Top2, whose product is annotated as DNA topoisomerase 2. Lineage: Eukaryota; Metazoa; Arthropoda; Insecta; Diptera; Culicidae. The record is from RefSeq and is a predicted model, not a curated record. Gene Ontology annotation, molecular function: ATP binding; DNA binding; DNA topoisomerase type II (double strand cut, ATP-hydrolyzing) activity. Gene Ontology annotation, cellular component: nucleus. Gene Ontology annotation, biological process: sister chromatid segregation; resolution of meiotic recombination intermediates; DNA topological change. The transcript has 5 exons. The coding region runs from base 1 to 4578 and encodes 1525 amino acids.